Conger conger (European conger) is the source of this 2329-nucleotide messenger RNA. RefSeq names its product PRA1 domain family, member 2 (gene praf2). The coding region runs from base 37 to 609 and encodes 190 amino acids. The record is from RefSeq and is a predicted model, not a curated record. Gene Ontology annotation, cellular component: membrane. The transcript has 3 exons. Lineage: Eukaryota; Metazoa; Chordata; Actinopteri; Anguilliformes; Congridae.
UCUGAGCAGGAGCACACCCCGAUCCGCUUUCGGUACAUGCUGGCUGGACUCGUUUCAAACAUUUCCUUGAAGAUGGCGGACGUACAGCCGCCACCUCUCCGGGCUCUGGAUGAUUUUCUCUUGGGGUCAGCGCGGUUCGCUGCACCAGAUAUCAGGAAUUUGGAGAGGUGGAAUAACCGGAUUAUCAACAACCUGCUGUACUAUCAGUCCAACUAUUUCGCGUCAGCAGCAAUAUUCAUGGUUAUAAUUGGGUACUUCCGGCCGCUGCAGCUGCUCGUGGGCGCCCUGGUGGUGACGCUGCUGUUCUUGGGGUUCGUGUGGGCAGCGGAGAACCAGGCCGCCGUCCGGCGCUUCCGUCGCACGCACCCGUUCCUCUCCCUCUCCGCCAUCCUGGGAGGGGCCUACCUGCUGCUGUCCCUGCUCGGCGGCGUGGCCGUGUUCCUGUUCGGGAUCGCCUUCCCCGUCCUACUGAUCCUGUGCCACGCCUCGGUGCGCCUGCGCAGCCUGAAGAACAAGCUGGAGAACAAGCUGGAGAGCAUCGGCCUAAAGAGGACGCCCAUGGGGCUGCUGCUGGAGGCCCUGGGGCAGGAGCAGGAGGCCGGCUCGUAGGCCGGGGGCCAGCCAAUGAACAGAAGAGGAGAUGAGGGGGCCAGCCAAUGAGAGGAGGAGAUGGGAUGAAGAUCUCCAGCACCACUGAUCAUCGACUCCCAUGUCUUUUUCUUUUUUUAUGUUAUUUUAUUUUUUUUAUAAUGAGGUCUCUGGUGUGGUAUCCGGUCUCUUAAAUGGUGUUGAGUCUGAGCACAGAACUAGGAAUUAUUUGCCCAGAACUAGGAAGAACUGUAGAGAGAGUGCUUGAAGCAUGCUGCUCAAUUGUCCAGAAAUGCAGUAAAUUAUGAGUUAUUUUCAUGGUUCCAUCAUCCAGAACCAUGUUGGACCACUGUGUUUAAGACAAGAUUCCUACUUUUUCACACAUAUGGACUUAUUUGAACAAAAAGUAUCAAAUACUUACGCUAGAUGAUCAUGCAAGAAAGGUGUUUACUUGAUUAACUAUUUGUUUUAUAUUGUGAAGAAUAUUGCACAGAGAGGUUUUGGAUAGGUUUAGAGUCAAGGUGUUUUAUUGAAUAUGUCCACAGAGCUUGUAAACGGUAUUAGUUUAGCUGUAGGUUGCAGCAGCUAAACUAAUUCAGAGGAGUAUAAAGUUUUCACAUGUCUGUGAUACAGAAAUUAUUUUAGAGUGCAAUUUUGGGCAAAACUAAUUCACUGGCAGGUUUUUUUUCCAUUCGUACUGCUUCAUACUCCAACUCUUACAAAGUGCCAAUCAUUCCAACUAUAGUUAUGAAUAGAAUUUCUGGGCAGGGCCUUGAAUUCUGUUAAUUUUAGGUUCAAAUUCUGUGAUGAGGCUGAUGUGGCUUGUAAACUUUUUUAAAUCAUGUAUAUUCAAAUUGCAAAGUUAUAUGGAUACAGGCCUUAAGCAUGUCUUCGUUCAUUUUACAUGUUUUCAAUCCCCAUUUUCCAAUAGUUCAGAAAACUGAGAAGUUUCAGCACUGAAUGAAGAGUGUACUCUGGUGUUUAACACAGAAUGGAUGGCAGUUAAUAUUCCUGGUCUUUCAUACUGAAAUAUUAAAUCUAGAUACUUGAGACCUUAAGUUAUUAUAUAAUGCCAUUGCAAUUAGAUACAGCCUUAUUUAUUCCUUAACCUGAUUUACUGUCAAAAAUUGGACAAGAAUUGUCAGUGUGCUUUGGUCUUUUUAGAUAGAUUCCUACACGUGGGAGGGUAUUGCCAAAAUGUCUCUUAAGAUGGAUGGGUAGUAUUGUAAGUAUUGUAACUCCAAAAUUAAGAUUAAUUGCUUUCAAAAUGUGUUUUCUGCAAGCUGGUCAGAACUAAGGAUCAUGUACCAUGGACACUACACCAUAAACAUUGUUGGGUAGUUUUUUCCUCUGUGUUUGAAUUUAGUGUUUAGUGUUUUAGUGUUGGGAAACAGUAAUGUGUUUUAUUAUGCUGACUUACGAAGGAAAGGACCACAAUAUAUAUGCUCAUAUAUAAUGUUCAUUUUUUUUGUAUCCAUUUUGCUGUUUACUGAUUUUGCAUUAUUAUGAAGGACCGAAUUAUGAAGAGAUUUUCACAUUUCUGUUUCAUUUCAAAGCACUAAUCACAGCCUUUUACUUGUAAAACGAUUGGCCUUUAUUAACGCAAACUUGUAUAGCCAGAGUUCUCCACACAGUGCAUUAUUUUGAAAUGUUUUCAACAUUGUCUGAUGUGUAUUCUGAACCUCUUUGUCAUGCUUGUAAUAUCACAUAUUGCAGUUGGUCAAAUACAUGAAUACAGAAA